GACAAUAGAGAUGACUGCUAAGUUUAUAAUUCUCAUGCUUGUUGGUGCUCUUAUGUGCACCGUUAAUGCCAGGAAACUUGGGAGUGAAAAGGGUAAUUCUUUUGAGGAUGAGAAAACCUUCUUCCGACGUCCAAGAUUUGGUGGCGGUCUUGGAGGCGGAGGCGGUCGUGGGUUUGGAGCUGGAUUUGGUGGAGGUGCUGGUGCUGGUGCUGGAGGUGGACUAGGUGGAGGUGGCGGGCUUGGAGGAGGAGGUGGAGGUGGGUUUGGUGGUGGAGGAGGAGUAGGUGGUGGUUCCGGUUUUGGAGGAGGAGCUGGAUUUGGAGGCGGCGCUGGUGCUGGUGCUCGCGGUGGACUAGGUGGUGGAGGUAGAGGAGGGUUUGGAGGCGGUGGUGGUGGUGGCGCUGGUGGUGGGUUUGGAGGAGGAGCUGGUUUUGGUGGUGGACUUGGAAGUGGAUCAAUUCCUUGA
This is a messenger RNA of Pistacia vera, 466 nucleotides long. RefSeq names its product glycine-rich protein 23-like. Lineage: Eukaryota; Viridiplantae; Streptophyta; Magnoliopsida; Sapindales; Anacardiaceae. The transcript has a single exon. Bases 11 to 466 code for a protein of 151 amino acids. The record is from RefSeq and is a predicted model, not a curated record.